Molecule: messenger RNA, 3288 nt
Organism: Gekko japonicus
Lineage: Eukaryota; Metazoa; Chordata; Lepidosauria; Squamata; Gekkonidae
Gene: GRIN3A
Product: glutamate receptor, ionotropic, N-methyl-D-aspartate 3A
Exons: 10
Coding region: 1-3288 (1095 amino acids)
Biological process (GO): modulation of chemical synaptic transmission; monoatomic ion transport; ionotropic glutamate receptor signaling pathway
Cellular component (GO): postsynaptic membrane; plasma membrane
Molecular function (GO): transmitter-gated monoatomic ion channel activity involved in regulation of postsynaptic membrane potential; NMDA glutamate receptor activity
Source: RefSeq, a predicted model, not a curated record
AUGUGGAGGCUGAGCGUGUGGUGGCUCCUGAGCAGGGUCUGCCUCUUGCUCCUGCCCCCCUGCGCCCUCGUGCUGGCCGGGGUGCCCGGCUCCUCCUGCCACCCGCAGCCCUGCCAGAUCCUCAAGCGGAUCGGGCACACGGUCAGGAUCGGGGCGGCGCACCUGCAGCCUUGGGCUGCCACGACUUCCCGAGGGAGGUGGAGGAGCGGGAGCGGGACCGGCCUGAGGAGCAGGGCGCACUUAGACGCCGGGAACCUCGUCGGCAACGAGAGUCGGGACCGGCGGGAACUCCUGCCCUUGCUGCCCAGGGAGGCGCUCCUGGGGGCCGUGGAGAACCUCAACCGCGUCCGAGGGCUCCUGCCCUACAACCUGUCCCUGGAGGUCGUGAUGGCCAUCGAGGCCGGGCUGGGAGACCUCCCUCUCUUCCCCUUCUCUUCUCCCAGCGCCUCCUGGAGCAACGACCCGGUCUCCUUCUUGCAGAGCAUUUGCCACACCGUGGUGGUCCAAGGGGUCUCCGCCAUCCUCGCUUUCCCACAGAGCCGAAGCGAGAUGCUGGAGAUGGACUUCGUGGCCACCGCUCUGCACAUCCCCGUCGUCAGCAUCGUGCUCAACGAGUUCCCCCGAAAGAGCCAGAAUCCUCUUCACCUACAGUUGAGUUUAGAGAGCUCAUUAAGCUUUGACGCAGAUGUCACUUUCUCAAUCUUGGCCUUGAACAACUGGUAUAAUUUCAGCUUGAUGGUCUGCCAGGAAGAGUGGAACAUCACCGACUUUCUCUUCCUCACACAGCAAAGCUCCAAAUUCCAUUUGGGAUCCAUUAUAAACAUCACAGGAAACCUCACAUCAACCAGUGACCUCUUGACCUACUUGCAAGUUCAUCUGGAGAACAUUAAAGACACAACAUCAACAGUGGUCAUGUUUGGCUGUGACAUGGAAAGCACAAGACAGAUUUUUGAGACAACUACCCAGUUUGGGGUGAUGCCUCCUGAACUUCACUGGAUUCUUGGGGAUUCACAUAAUGUGGAAGAGCUGAGAACAGAAGGUUUGCCAUUGGGUCUCAUCGCUCAUGGGAAAACAUCACAGUCUUUUUUUGAAGACUAUGUACAGGAUGCAAUGGAGCUGGUAGCUAGAGCUGUUGCUUCUGCUACAAUGAUCGAACCAGAACUGGCCCUUAUUCCAAGCACCACUAAUUGCUUGAAUGUUGAAGAAAAAAAUCUCACUUCAGGACAGUAUUUAUCAAAGUUUUUAGCCAACACCACCUUUUAUGGGCUUAGUGGCCACAUUAAAGUAAAAGGCUCCUCCAUCAUCAGUUCCGAAAACAACUUCUUCAUUUGGAAUCUGCAGCAUGAUCCUGUUGGGAAUCCUAUGUGGACUCGUUUGGGGAGCUGGCAAGAAGGCAGGAUCAUCAUGGACUACGGGAUCUGGCCAGAACAGGCCCAGAGGCACAAGAGUCACAACCAACAUCCUACCAGGCUACACCUGAGAGUAGUGACCCUCAUUGAACACCCCUUUGUGUUCACAAGGAAUGUGGAUGAUGAAGGAUUAUGCCCAGCCGGGCAGCUCUGCUUGGAUCCCUUAACCAAUAAUUCAGCAGUGCUGGAUGCUCUCUUUGAAAGCCUCCAAGGAGGCAAUGGCACAGUGCCCACCGAAUUAAAAAAGUGCUGCUAUGGCUAUUGUAUAGAUCUAUUGGAAAAGUUGGCUGAAGAUAUGAACUUUGAUUUCGACCUCUACAUUGUUGGGGAUGGGAAAUACGGGGCCUGGAAAAAUGGCCAGUGGACGGGGCUUGUGGGGGACCUCUUGGCUGGGACCGCUCACAUGGCUGUGACAUCAUUCAGCAUCAACACCGCUCGUAGCCAAGUGAUUGAUUUCACCAGCCCAUUUUUUUCCACCAGCUUGGGCAUCCUGGUGAGAACCAAAGACACGGCGGCUCCUAUUGGAGCCUUUAUGUGGCCACUCCACUGGACCAUGUGGCUGGGAAUAUUUGUGGCUCUCCACAUCACCGCCAUCUUCCUCACCCUAUAUGAAUGGAAAAGCCCUUUUGGGAUGACCCCAAAGGGAAGGAACAGGAACAAAGUGUUCUCUUUCUCCUCUGCCUUGAACGUCUGUUAUGCCAUCUUGUUUGGUAGAACAGCUGCCAUCAAACCCCCCAAGUGCUGGACUGGAAGGUUCUUAAUGAACCUCUGGGCCAUAUUUUGUUUAUUUUGUCUAUCAACAUACACUGCUAAUCUGGCUGCUGUCAUGGUGGGAGAGAAAAUCUAUGAAGAGCUCUCUGGAAUACAUGACCCUAAGCUGCAUCACCCUUCACAAGGAUUUCGCUUUGGAACUGUGCGAGAAAGCAGCGCUGAAGAUUAUUUCAAGCAAAGCUUUCCAGAUAUGCAUGAGUACAUGAAGAGGUACAAUGUGCCUGCAACUCCAGAUGGAGUGGCGUACCUGAAGCACGACCCAGAGAAACUCGAUGCCUUCAUCAUGGAUAAAGCACUCCUGGAUUACGAAGUAUCAAUAGAUGCAGACUGCAAACUCUUGACUGUUGGGAAACCAUUUGCUAUUGAAGGAUACGGUAUUGGCCUUCCUCCAAACUCUCCACUCACUUCAAACAUCUCUGAAUUUAUCAGCCAGUAUAAGUCCCACGGCUUCAUGGAUGUCUUACAUGACAAGUGGUACAAGGUGGUGCCAUGUGGGAAAAGGAGCUUCGCUGUGACUGAGACCCUGCAGAUGGGAAUCAAGCACUUUUCAGGACUGUUUGUGAUGUUAUGCAUUGGGUUUGGUUUAUCGAUUCUCACUACCAUUGGGGAACACAUAGUAUACAGACUGGUGAUCCCACGAGUUAAGAAGAAAUCCAGAAUGAGAUAUUGGCUCCACACAAGUCAGAGAUUGCACCGAGCUCUGAAUAGUUCAUUCGUUGAAGACAAACACCAGCCUAAAGCAAAGCGAGUUGAAAAGAGGUCCAAUGCGGGGAACAGCCAGCAUUCGGUGUGGAACACGGCCAAUCCAGGCAACUGCCAUCGGAAGAAAUACAUCUGCAGUGAGGAGCAGCAGACUGAAGUGAUCCUAAAGCAGCAGCAGCAGCAGCCGCAGGACAUCUCCCUCCCCCCACUGAAGAGAGAGGCCCCAGCUUCCUUGACCACCAAUGGGAAAGCAGAAUCCCUUAACAUGGCAAGGACCUCAGUGAUGAAAGAACUCUCUGAGCUGGAGAAACAGAUUCAAGUGAUCAAACAGGAACUGCAGCUGGCCAUGAGCAGAAAACUGGAGCUGGAAGAGUUUCAGAGGACAAACAGGACCGCCGAGUCCUAA